Messenger RNA from Photinus pyralis (common eastern firefly), 1443 nucleotides. RefSeq names its product enolase-like. NCBI's taxonomy places the organism in Eukaryota, Metazoa, Arthropoda, Insecta, Coleoptera, Lampyridae. The record is from RefSeq and is a predicted model, not a curated record. Gene Ontology annotation, molecular function: magnesium ion binding; phosphopyruvate hydratase activity. Gene Ontology annotation, biological process: glycolytic process. Gene Ontology annotation, cellular component: phosphopyruvate hydratase complex. The transcript has a single exon. The coding region runs from base 100 to 1404 and encodes 434 amino acids.
UAAUUAUAAAUACUGUCAUUUUCACAUUUAAUCAUCCAUAAAAAAUUAGAAAAAAAAAUAGCAAAAUUUCAGUAAAAAUUGUUCAGAAAAAAAUAAAAAAUGCCAAUUAAAAGUGUGUAUGCCAGACAAGUGAUCAAUUCAAGUGGACAACCUACCGUGGAAGUUGAUUUGGUAACAGAUCUCGGACUUUUCCGUGCUGCGGUAUCAUCCGAAGAACCAAACGAUAAAAUCGCCACACAUUUAAAAGACGGAGAACCCCGAAAUUUUUACGGAAUAAGUGUUUUAAAAGCAGUUACCAACGUAAAUCAAAGCAUUGGUCCCGCCUUAGUAAAGCAAGGAUAUGAAGUGACCCAACAACGCCAAAUUGACGAGUUGAUGAUUAAACUAGAUGGGACGGAAAACAAGUCGAAUUUCGGCGCCAAUGCCAUUUUAGGUGUUUCGAUGGCAGUGGCCAAAGCGGGUGCCGCCAAACGAGGUAUUCCACUAUACAAACAUCUGGCGGACCUUUCGGGAAAUCGACAAUUGAUUAUACCAACACCGGCAUUUAGUGUAAUUGCCGGUGGAAUUCUAAGCAGCAAUAAAGUGGCUAUGCAAGAUAUUAUGAUUCUACCGACAGGUGCUCACACCUUCGCCGAGGCGUUAAAAAUGGGCGCCGAAGUGAGAGAAACUCUGAAAGGAAUUAUUGGACAGAAAUUUGGAAAAGACGCGACGGCCGUGAAUGCUAAAGGUGCAUUUGUGCCAAAUUUUCCGAAUGAUAAGGAUGCACUCAAGUGUAUUGUUGAUGCGAUUGGUAAAGCCGGUUAUACAGGUCGCGUUGAAUUAGCCUUAGAUUGUGCAGCGACCACCUGGUAUAAACAAGGCAAGUACGAUUUGAACUACAAGAAUCCAAAAUCGGACAAAGCGAAAUGGUUACUCGGUAGCAAACUGCAAGACACGUAUUACCGGGACCUUAUGAAGACUUUUCCAAUUGUAUCACUCGAAGACCCGUUUAUUGUAGAUGAUAUUGUGUCGUGGAAUAAAAUGUUGCAAGCAUAUCCGUCAUUACAAAUUGUAGGCGACACUCUCACGCUUAUGAAUCAAACGAAGAUACAAGAGGUAGCAGAUAAAAAAGCUUGCAACUGUGUACUUAUAAAGCUAAACCAAAUUGGGACUGUAACCGAGACGAUUGAUGCGCAUUUGAUUGCUAAGCAGAAUGGAGUCGGCAGCAUGGUAGCACACGGUUUACACGAUACAGCCGAUUCUUUUAUUGCUGAUCUUGCCGUCGGACUUGCUACUGGACAAAUUAAAACAGGGGGACUUUGCAAAUCUGAAUGUGUCGCGAAAUAUAAUCAAAUCUUGCGAAUUGAGGAAGAACUUGCUUCUAAUGCUAAAUAUGCUGGUAGAGCAUUUCGUUGUCCAGUAUGAUACCAAUGCAUAGUACAAAUAAAUAAACACUACAUUCAA